This is a messenger RNA of Closterium sp. Naga37s-1, 453 nucleotides long. NCBI's taxonomy places the organism in Eukaryota, Viridiplantae, Streptophyta, Zygnematophyceae, Desmidiales, Closteriaceae. The record is from the annotation of a GenBank genome assembly.
AUGUCCAGAGCCGCCGUUCGCCAGGGCCUACAUACUGCGCGCAGCGAAAGACGCUCGCUGCGGGUGCUUGCGGCGGGGGAGCGCAAAGACGAGGCGGGGUCGGCGGGCGAGGGGAAGGACGCGGAGAAGGUUCCGGGGUGGGCGCAGCCCGGGAGCGGGGAGCUGCCGCCGUGGGCGCGCGCCGAGGCGCAGCGCGACAAGCCGUUUGAAGUGCCUUUCUGGGCGUACCUCCUCGCGUCCGUCCUCGUCGCCAUCGCCGCGGUGGGGUCCAUCUUUGAGUUCACGGCGGGCAACCCGCUGUUCGGCGUGGUGAGCAGCGACAGCCCGCUGUGGGCGCCCACGCUGCUGCUCUUCGCCACCACCGGCAUCCCCUCCUCCGGCUAUCUGCUGUAUCUGGCGAUCCAAGCUGCCAACAAGGCAGCGCGGGAGGCGGACGAGCAGGACAGGAUGUGA